GCAUAUUGCCACACGCAAGACUCCGUCGUGCACAAGGUCAAAGCUCAGGAUCAAACACACACAAGCUCGAGAAGACAAUCUCCAUCAUGACUGCCCCUCCUCGGCACCUAAAGGUCUUGCUUACGGGCGGCGCACGAGGUAUUGGCAGAGGGCUGUUCCGCCAUUUGCUGACUGCCGGGCAUCAAGUCAUCAUCCUAGACUCCAACAAGGAAGAACUAGAGCAUAUCAAAACGCGCGCGCAAGAGUGGUCAAACGGCCAGAAAGAAACAUGGCACGCACUGCAAUGUGAUCUCAGCGAACGCACACAAGUCAAAGCCGCUGUCGAAGAAGUGAAGCAGAAAUUCAACGGCACCCUUGAUGUCCUCAUCAACAACGCCUUCCCCACCGACCUCUGCAUCUCAGAGGACCGGCGCAUGGAAGCCCCCGGAGAAGACACGGAGAGAGAAUGGGAUCUGAAGCUAGCAAUAGGACUCACGGCGCCAUUUCUGCUCAGUCGCUUGUGCAUCCCGCUUCUGGCUGCCGGCUACUCGACGCCGCAUUCCCCAGGCACCAUUAUCAACAUGUCGUCUACACGCGCGCACCAGGCUGAGCCAGACCACGAGGCUUAUUCGGCCGUCAAAGCCGGGCUGCUGGGCCUUACCCAAUCCAUGUCUGUGUCGCUGGGCCACCGCUACAACAUCAGAGUCAACGCUAUUAUCCCUGGAUGGAUCCACGUGCUAAAUGAGAGCAAGGCGGGUGACCAAAGCAGUGCAGCGUGGGACCAAGGCUUGACGGAGGACGACGCAAAGUGGCAUCCUGCGGGGAGAGUAGGCAAAGCAGAAGACAUUGCUAGGGCUGUGGAAUAUGCAGUGUGCAAUGAGUUUGUGACGGGCGAGGAGAUUGUCGUUGAUGGCGGCGUUGGGCGCAAGAUGGUGUAUCCUGAGUAAAUAUUGGAAGCCACUAAUUUCA
Molecule: messenger RNA, 948 nt
Organism: Exserohilum turcica Et28A
Lineage: Eukaryota; Fungi; Ascomycota; Dothideomycetes; Pleosporales; Pleosporaceae
Exons: 1
Coding region: 87-926 (279 amino acids)
Source: RefSeq, a predicted model, not a curated record